AGUGCGGUGUUUGUCUGCCGGACUGACGGGCGGCCGGGCGGUGCGCGGCGGCGGUGGCGGCGGGGAAGAUGGCGGCGUCCUCCCUGGAACAGAAGCUGUCCCGCCUGGAAGCAAAGCUGAAGCAGGAGAACCGGGAGGCCCGGCGGAGGAUCGACCUCAACCUGGAUAUCAGCCCCCAGCGGCCCAGGCCCAUUAUUGUGAUCACUCUAAGCCCUGCUCCUGCCCCGUCCCAACGAGCAGCCCUGCAGCUCCCGCUGGCCAACGAUGGGGGCAGCCGCUCGCCAUCCUCAGAGAGCUCCCCGCAGCACCCCACGCCCCCCGCCCGGCCCCGCCACAUGCUGGGGCUCCCGUCAACCCUGUUCACACCCCGCAGCAUGGAGAGCAUUGAGAUUGACCAGAAGCUGCAGGAGAUCAUGAAGCAGACGGGCUACCUGACCAUCGGGGGCCAGCGCUACCAGGCAGAAAUCAACGACCUGGAGAACUUGGGCGAGAUGGGCAGCGGCACCUGCGGCCAGGUGUGGAAGAUGCGCUUCCGGAAGACCGGCCACGUCAUUGCCGUUAAGCAAAUGCGGCGCUCCGGGAACAAGGAGGAGAACAAGCGCAUCCUCAUGGACCUGGAUGUGGUGCUGAAGAGCCACGACUGCCCCUACAUCGUGCAGUGCUUUGGGACGUUCAUCACCAACACGGACGUCUUCAUCGCCAUGGAGCUCAUGGGCACCUGCGCUGAGAAGCUCAAGAAGCGGAUGCAGGGCCCCAUCCCCGAGCGCAUUCUGGGCAAGAUGACAGUGGCGAUUGUGAAGGCGCUGUACUACCUGAAGGAGAAGCACGGUGUCAUCCACCGCGACGUCAAGCCCUCCAACAUCCUGCUGGACGAGCGGGGCCAGAUCAAGCUCUGCGACUUCGGCAUCAGCGGCCGCCUGGUGGACUCCAAAGCCAAGACGCGGAGCGCCGGCUGUGCCGCCUACAUGGCACCCGAGCGCAUUGACCCCCCAGACCCCACCAAGCCGGACUAUGACAUCCGGGCCGACGUAUGGAGCCUGGGCAUCUCGUUGCCCUGCCCGUCUCCCUCCCAGGUGGAGCUGGCAACAGGACAGUUUCCCUACAAGAACUGCAAGACGGACUUUGAGGUCCUCACCAAAGUCCUACAGGAAGAGCCCCCGCUUCUGCCCGGACACAUGGGCUUCUCGGGGGACUUCCAGUCCUUCGUCAAAGACUGCCUUACUAAAGAUCACAGGAAGAGACCAAAGUAUAAUAAGCUACUUGAACACAGCUUCAUCAAGCGCUACGAGACGCUGGAGGUGGACGUGGCGUCCUGGUUCAAGGAUGUCAUGGCGAAGACUGAGUCACCGCGGACUAGCGGCGUCCUGAGCCAGCCCCACCUGCCCUUCUUCAGGUAGCUGCUUGGCGGCGGCCAGCCCCACAGGGGGCCAGGGGCAUGGCCACAGGCCCCCCUCCCCACUUGGCCACCCAGCUGCCUGCCAGGGGAGACCUGGGACCUGGACGGCCACCUAGGACUGAGGACAGAGAGUGGGGGGUGCCCACCCACCCCCCCCGCCCCGGGCCUACCAAGCCCCCGCCCUUCCCACCCCGGGGUCAGCCGGCCGUGUGCGUCCCCCGACAGACACUGUGAACGGAAGACAGCAGGCCGCGAUCAGAGUCGCUGUUCAUUCAGCCGCAGCCUCUGGGCCGGGGCGGCCCCCAGGGGCCAGGAGAGAGCCCUGGAGUCCCGCAGCCACCAUGCACGCUCCCAGCGUGCUGUGUCCUUCGCCACUCCCACGCGCCCGUUCCUCUUCCGUCGCCCUCUGUCCCCUGCUCUACCUCUCUGUCCUUGUCUGGCUCUCCCGUCACCCUCCCUGCCUCUGUCUCUCUUCUGGCCUGAGCCUGGGCCCAGCCACCUCCUGACGGGUCCCCUGGGUCUGCAUAGGUCUCCCAUGGCGCAAUGAGUCAGUGGCCCCCAGCCAGGCAGUGUGGGCAUUGCCACUGCGGCUGGACGGGGCUGCGCGCUCGCGCUCUCUCUCUCUCUCUCUCUCUCUCUUUGAUCUCAGGGGGUCCUUUUUGGAGUUUAUUGUAUUUUAUUGUACUUGGUGGGGUGUUUGGGGUGGGGGCGGAGGAGAGCUUGUUCUCGUGGGGUUGUCGGUACCUUCAGAAACUUUUACCAAAGUCACGAUUAGCUGCUUGUGGUGGGGCCCCAACCGCCCUCGGGCACUGGGGAGCUGGGCUGGGGCUGCUGCUCUGGGGUCUCCGGGGGCCACAGCUUGGGGUGAGUUGAAGACCUCAGGGGAUGUGGAGGGGUCUGCGGGGCCCUGGCCGCACAGGAUGGCCUUCAGGGAAGGUGGUCUUGGGGCAUGGUGCAGAGCAGGUGACCGGAGGGAAUCGGUGACGGAGCGGGGCCAAGGGAGGGGUCCGGAGGGAGUCAGGGAUGGAGGGCAGAGGGAGUGGAUGUGGGGGUUUGAGGACGUGUGACAAGCUCCAGCAGGGGUGGGGGCCGGGCUGAGGGUGGGGGUGCGAGGUGGUCACUCCCAUCGUGCCCCUGGCCGUCCCUCCACUCACCCACACCUGGCCCAGUCCACGUUGAGGUCCAGGACUGGGAAGGACCGGGUGAGUGCACCGGGGACCCAGGCCAGGUGCCCCCCGGAGCCUGCUGGGGUGGCCAGAGCAGGAGGGGGUGUGUUUCCUUUUUGUGGGUGUUGCAUGCAAAUCAAGUGGACAAGAAAAAAUAACAAAACAAAAAACAAGAAAAAAAAAACACAAAACCCCGUAAAAUCACAAAGAAAAUCCAACACCAAAGGCGCAGAAGCCGGCUGGCCGUGGUGGGGGCAGCGUAGGCGUAGCAUCCCUCUCCUCUCACUUAGCCUGUUGACUCUUGUUAUUAUCAUGAUAUUCACAAAACGCCGCAUGUUUAAAAAGUCAUAGAUGUCAUCUUCUCUCUGCCCCCAGGGAGGAAAGCCACCUUCUCUUGCCCCUUGGCCCCUUUGUCAGGGGCCAGGGGUCUGCCGGGUGGGGGUGCCAACAGGCCUGGCCCUUUCCUCCCCUGCAUCCAGCCAUGGGGGCCUCUGCGAUUGCCGGAAGGUUGCAUGGCUGGUCCCAGGGCCAGCACAGGCCCGAGGCCGGGCUGCCUGGUUUUAUUUUUAUUUAACUUUAUUUUCUGUUUUAUGAGUGUGUGUCCGCCCACCCCCACCCCCUUCAGUGUUAAGUGGGGAGCCCUGGGGGAGUCUCUCCUGCCUCCCAGCCUCUCCCAAGACCUCCCCCCUCGUCACCAGCCAUCCCUCUGGACCAGGCAGAGGGCGGACCGGGUGGGCAGGGGCCUGAGGGUGGCUCGGGCCAGCCCACCAGCCAAUGGACCCCUCCUCAGGCCGCCAGUGUCGCCCUGCCCCUUUUUAAAACAAAAUGCCCUCGUUUGUAAACCCUUAGACGCUUGAGAAUAAACCCCUUCCUUUUCUUCCA
Molecule: messenger RNA, 3444 nt
Organism: Homo sapiens (human)
Lineage: Eukaryota; Metazoa; Chordata; Mammalia; Primates; Hominidae
Gene: MAP2K7
Product: mitogen-activated protein kinase kinase 7
Exons: 12
Coding region: 69-1397 (442 amino acids)
Biological process (GO): stress-activated protein kinase signaling cascade; positive regulation of MAPK cascade; cellular senescence
Cellular component (GO): cytoplasm; nucleus
Molecular function (GO): protein tyrosine kinase activity; protein kinase binding; magnesium ion binding
Source: RefSeq, a predicted model, not a curated record